GUUAGACAGUUAGAGAAUAGAGUUCGCAGUAUUCUUUAAUUGUUUUUGGUUGGCUUAUCUGUUGUGAUUAGUUUACAAUCUUACACUUGAAAGAAAAGCUUCUGAGGUUAUCUUGCUUAUUAGAAAGGUUUUUGCCAAGCGCCAGGCAUUUGAAAUGGCUAAAAUUCAAAAGACACUCUUGUGGUUAUGCAUCAAAACCGUGGUCUGUUAACUACGGUCGUCAUCGUUUGUGGGAUUGUCAGUUUCCAGUUGUUUUCUAACAUGUAUUAUGCUGCUCCGGAACCGUACGUGGACGAGGAAUUCCAUAUUCCGCAAGCUCUGCGUUACUGUAAUGGAAAUUUCAGUGAGUGGGAUCCAAAAUUAACAACCCUUCCUGGGUUAUAUUUUGUCAGCCUGGCUUUGUGGAAAGUUAUUCCCCUAUUCAUUCCGAUAAAACAUCCAUGUGUUCUGUGGAAUUUACGUUUGACUAAUUUCUUCUUCGGGUUGGCAACAAUACCCCUGUUUUUGGCCGUGUUAAAGGCUUUUCAUCAUCAGCAUGGCCAGCGGGAAUCCGAAGGAAAAUUAUUGUUCACAGCUGUGAACAUGGCAACGUUUCCGCUGCUGUAUUUUUUUAUGUUUCUGUACUACACGGAUCAGGCGUCGACAUUUUUCGUCUUUUUAACCGCUUUCUUUCACUUGCGCGAGGCAAGAAGCCUUGCAGCCUUGGCAUCAGCUGCAGCAGUAUUUACUCGACAGACCAAUGUGAUGUGGGUGGCGUUUUUCGCUCUCUGGGAGAUAUGGCGGAAUUAUCAAAUUGUUAUGGCCAAUGUGCUUAAGAAAGACCAAUUGGAGAAAAUCUCCCCCGAUGAAGAUUUGCAGGUUCUCUUUGCUCCAUUUGUUUCCCUGAAACGGAUGCCAACUGCUGCAAAUUUUCGACGACUUUGUGGAUUUUUUAUGGGCGUGAUUUUUGAGAGUGUGCCACGCAUUUGGGGAUAUGGAUUGGUGAUGUUGGCGUUUCUGACUUUCGUGAUCAUCAACCAAGGCAUCGUUGUAGGUGACCGCUCGGCGCAUCAGCCAGUGAUCCAUAUUUCGCAGUUAUUCUAUUUUGCUUCUUUUGUCCUAUUCUUUGCUUCGCCAUUUGUGUGCUCUCCGACGAAACUGCAAAGGUUUUUGGCCCAUUGCUACCAGUAUCCAUUGAUAAUGAUCGUGGCUUUGAAGGGCAUCCUCUUGUCGAUCAAAUAUUUUUCCUAUGUACACCUCUACUUAAUAUCGGACAACCGCCACUAUAUAUUUUAUAUCUGGAAGAGAAUUUUCGAAAAGGACGAAAGGGUAAAAUAUAUUUUGGCGCCGGUGUAUUUGUAUGGAUUAUGGGCUAUAUUUGACGUUUUAAAGUACUACAAAUUUUUCCGAAUUUUGGCCUUUUUCCUUGUGAUAAUUUUAACGUUGGUGCCACAACAACUAUUAGAGUUUCGUUAUUUCAUUGUGCCUUAUUUGAUUUUUCGGAUGCAUUUUUUCAGACCGUCUUAUAGGCAGUUAGUAUUAGAAUUUUUGUUGUUUCAAGCCGUUAAUGCCAUAACUUUAUAUUUGUUUAUUUAUAAGCCGUUUUAUUGGAAUGGUUCCCAAAACGUUCAACAUUUUAUGUGGUGAGAUCUGCCUGUUACUUUCAACUUUGCACAUCACAGUGUUUGCCUAUUUGGCCAUAUUUCUUUAUUCUGUUAAUAAAGUUCAUAGCACAAUUUGUUGUGAAAUAUUUUCUGUGCGUCGAUAUUUUUUUACAAAGCGGAGGCAGUCAAAAUCAUAAAACGUGGAUAAGUGCGGAACAUGAGAUCAGAGUCGAACACUGCCCUUCAAUCCGUAAGAAGCCGUCGGUAGUUUGAUUGAUCCAUACAAUGUCG
Molecule: messenger RNA, 1874 nt
Organism: Paramacrobiotus metropolitanus
Lineage: Eukaryota; Metazoa; Tardigrada; Eutardigrada; Parachela; Macrobiotidae
Product: putative Dol-P-Glc:Glc(2)Man(9)GlcNAc(2)-PP-Dol alpha-1,2-glucosyltransferase
Exons: 5
Coding region: 187-1626 (479 amino acids)
Biological process (GO): dolichol-linked oligosaccharide biosynthetic process; protein N-linked glycosylation
Cellular component (GO): endoplasmic reticulum
Molecular function (GO): dolichyl pyrophosphate Glc2Man9GlcNAc2 alpha-1,2-glucosyltransferase activity
Source: RefSeq, a predicted model, not a curated record